Vitis vinifera (wine grape) is the source of this 3104-nucleotide messenger RNA. RefSeq names its product MDIS1-interacting receptor like kinase 2. The transcript has 2 exons. Gene Ontology annotation, molecular function: protein kinase activity; ATP binding; protein binding. Gene Ontology annotation, biological process: protein phosphorylation. Lineage: Eukaryota; Viridiplantae; Streptophyta; Magnoliopsida; Vitales; Vitaceae. Bases 8 to 2914 code for a protein of 968 amino acids. The record is from RefSeq and is a predicted model, not a curated record.
CCAACUCAUGGCUUCCUUGUUCAUCCUUGUUCUAGCUCUUCUCUAUAAUUCACAUGUUUGGGGUUCCCCUUUGGUUGGAGGAGAGACACAAGAAAGAAACGAAGCAGUGGCUCUUCUAAGGUGGAAAGCCAACCUUGAUAACGAAAGCCAAACCUUCCUGUCUUCUUGGUUUGGAAGCAGCCCUUGCAACAAUUGGGUUGGGAUUGCUUGUUGGAAGCCGAAGCCCGGAAGCGUCACGCACUUAAACCUUAGCGGUUUUGGUUUGAGAGGUACACUCCAAAAUCUCAGUUUCUCAUCAAUCUCCAACCUCCUUAGUUUCAAUCUUUAUAACAACUCAUUCUAUGGAACCAUUCCCACCCAUGUUAGUAAACUUUCCAAACUCACCAACCUUGAUUUGUCCUUCAAUCAUCUGGUAGGAUCAAUUCCUGCUUCCAUAGGAAACUUGGGAAACUUGACUGCUUUGUACCUUCACCAUAACCAACUCUCUGGUUCCAUUCCUUCAGAAAUUGGACUCUUAAAAUCCCUUAUCAUUGUUGAUCUUUCAGAUAAUAAUCUCAAUGGUACAAUCCCUCCUUCCAUAGGAAACUUGAUCAACUUGGCCACCCUAUCCCUUUCUGGUAACAAACUUUUCGGGUCCGUCCCUUGGGAAAUUGGACAGCUAAGAUCUCUUACCAGUCUAAGUUUGUCGAAUAAUAGUUUCACGGGUCCAAUCCCUUCUUCCCUGGGAAACUUGGUCAAUUUAACCGUUUUGUGCUUCCUUAAUAACAAAUUUUCUGGCCCCAUUCCUUCAAAAAUGAAUAAUCUUAUUCAUUUGAAAGCUUUGCAAUUGGGUGAGAAUAAAUUCAGUGGCCAUUUGCCGCAACAAAUAUGCCUUGGUGGAGCUCUUGAAAAUUUUACAGCUCAUAACAAUAAUUUCACUGGCCCUAUCCCAAAGAGCUUGAGAAACUGCUCCACACUUUUCAGAGUUAGGCUUGAAAGCAACCAACUUACAGGAAAUAUAUCAGAGGAUCUUGGUAUAUAUCCAAACUUAAAUUAUAUUGAUUUAAGUAACAACAAUUUGUAUGGUGAGCUUUCUUAUAAAUGGGGACUAUGCAAAAACUUGACAUUCUUGAAAAUCUCCAACAAUAAUAUUUCUGGUACAAUUCCUCCUGAGCUUGGGAAUGCAGCUCGAUUACAUGUACUUGACCUAUCUUCAAAUGGUCUACACGGGGACAUUCCAAAGAAAUUGGGUAGCUUGACAUUAUUGUUUGAUUUGGCUCUGAGUAACAACAAACUUUCAGGCAACCUUCCUUUGGAAAUGGGAAUGCUAUCUGAUUUUCAACAUCUUAACUUGGCAUCAAACAACUUAAGUGGCUCAAUUCCUAAACAACUAGGAGAGUGUUGGAAAUUACUGUCCUUGAAUUUGAGCAAGAAUAAUUUUGAAGAAAGCAUUCCAUCUGAGAUCGGCAAUAUGAUCUCUCUUGGAAGUCUCGAUCUUAGUGAAAAUAUGCUUACAGGAGAAAUACCACAGCAGCUUGGCAAAUUGCAGAACCUAGAAAUAUUGAAUCUCUCUCAUAAUGGACUCUCUGGUUCUAUACCAUCCACUUUCAAGGAUAUGCUGGGCCUUAGUUCUGUUGAUAUAUCGUACAACCAAUUAGAGGGUCCUCUUCCCAACAUCAAAGCCUUUCGAGAGGCUUCGUUUGAGGCACUUAGAAACAAUAGUGGCUUGUGUGGAACUGCUGCUGUUCUGAUGGCCUGUAUCUCCUCUAUAGAGAACAAAGCUAGUGAGAAGGACCAUAAAAUUGUGAUUUUGAUCAUAAUCCUUAUCUCGAGCAUUCUAUUUCUUCUCUUCGUUUUCGUGGGACUUUAUUUUCUUCUUUGUCGAAGGGUGAGGUUCAGAAAACACAAGUCAAGAGAGACUUGUGAAGAUCUAUUUGCAUUAUGGGGCCAUGAUGGAGAGAUGUUGUAUGAAGACAUCAUCAAGGUAACUAAGGAGUUCAAUUCGAAAUAUUGCAUUGGUGGGGGAGGAUAUGGAACGGUUUAUAAGGCCGAGCUACCAACUGGUAGAGUUGUUGCUGUGAAAAAGCUUCAUCCACAACAAGAUGGGGGGAUGGCUGACUUGAAAGCUUUUACUGCUGAGAUUCGUGCUUUAACAGAAAUGAGACAUCGCAACAUUGUGAAACUCUAUGGGUUUUGUUCACAUGCAGAACACACAUUUUUAAUUUAUGAGUUUAUGGAAAAGGGAAGCCUAAGACACAUUCUAAGCAAUGAGGAAGAAGCACUGGAAUUGGACUGGAGCAUGAGGCUGAAUAUUGUGAAAGGUGUCGCGGAGGCAUUAUCUUACAUGCAUCAUGAUUGCUCACCCCCUAUAAUUCAUAGGGAUAUAUCCAGUAGCAAUGUUUUACUGGAUUCUGAAUACGAAGGUCACGUAUCGGACUUUGGCACAGCAAGGCUCUUAAAGCCUGACUCCUCCAAUUGGACCUCAUUUGCAGGCACCUUUGGGUACACUGCUCCAGAGCUUGCUUACACAUUGGAAGUGAAUGAUAAAACCGAUGUUUUUAGUUUUGGAGUGGUAACAUUGGAAGUGCUUAUGGGAAGACAUCCUGGUGAUCUCAUCUCAUACCUAUCAUCCUCAUCACCAUCUUCUUCAACGUCUUAUUUUUCACUGUUGAAAGAUGUGUUAGACCCUCGCCUGUCACCUCCCACGGAUCAAGUCGUUGAAGAAGUUGUCUUUGCUAUGAAGCUAGCAUUUACAUGCUUGCAUGCUAAUCCCAAAUCUCGGCCAACCAUGCGACAAGUUUCUCAAGCACUAUCCAGUAAGCAGAAGCCUCAGCAGCAGCAGCAGCAACAGGUUUCUAGCUCAGCAUCUCAACCCAGCAGAUCAAUCUCAGCAUCUCAACUUCCAGCUGAACUUCUCAACCUCCCAACCUCCUAACAGAUUCUAGUUAUGCUAACUAUUUACUAGAUUUAGAAAGUAACUCUUCUCUGUAUGUUUGAAUAAAUAACUCUCCUCUGUAUUCUAUAAACAGAACACCCUUUAUAUCCUGAAAUAUAAUAGCAAAGAGGAAGAUGUUCUCUGUAAUUCUUUCACUAAAAUAGCUAAGUGAAAGAAUUCUAAUAUCAUA